CUUCCUGCUUCCUUUAUUCGCGUCUUAAAGUGAAUCUUGUUGAUGUGAGCGCGCGCUACAGCCUCGUCCUGUUGGUGGUCGCUGAGACGGACAAUUUCCAGGUAGAGAGAGGAGCGCGCGCACAAGAGCUCUCUCUCUCGCGCGCGCGCGCUAGCUCGCUCUCUCUCUCUCUCUCUCUCUCUCUCUCUGCGCUCUCACUGUCCUGAGAAAUUACUUCAUUCGUCCAGGGGUGAGCAGCCCUAUCAAUCCUCUGUUACACUAUUCCAAAAAGAAGCUCAAGCCUUUCUCAUCUUCAGAGGUUCUCAAGCUGUGUCCAGCUGGCAGGCUUUAAAAUGGCGUGACAACAUUUCCAGUGAUGCCGGACCAUGACAACACGUCCCUCUUAAAUAGAAAAACCAAGAGAAGAAGAGUUGACAUCGGAGUGAAAAGGACUGUAGGUACAGUGUUUGUAGCUUUUGACCAUUUAAAAACAAGCAAUUUCAGUGCCAUGAAUCCCCACGGAGCUGAGAAGGAUGUCAACUGUUCAGUGGUGCAGCACACAGACAGUGAGAAGUCCAAUGUGCUUCACAAGUUGCUGAAGCGGGCCAACUCUUAUGAAGACACUUUGGUGACCUUUCCUGGGGCCACCAUCAUCUCCCAUCUGCUGAAAAACAAUUUAACCAAAAAUGGGGCAAAUGAAUCUGACUACCAGAGCAGUGGCCUGUCCAGGACAGGCUCAGAGAUCCACCAGGAGGAUGCCUGCAGCACCUCAUCACGCGGCAGCCCUCAGGAGUGUCUGUCCCCUUUCGGUAGGCCUUCCAUGGCACAAUUUGACAUUGAUCGGUUGACAGAUGAGCACCUGAGGGCUAAACGUGCUAGAGUGGAGAACAUAAUCCGUGGGAUGAGCCACUCUCCAAAUGUCACGCACCGUAUAGGUGAGACUGAGCGUGAUGGGGCACCUCAACCCCUAAGCCCUCGCGAGAGUUACAGGGAAAACAAGCGUAAGCAGAAACUACCCCAGCAGCAGCAGAGUUUCCAGCAACUCAUUUCUGCUCGCAAAGAGCAAAAACACGAGGAGCGCCGUCAUCUCAAACUACAGCUAGAGGACAUGCAAAAACAGCUCCGUCAGCUCCAAGAAAAGUUCUAUCAGAUUUAUGAUAGCACUGACUCUGAGAAUGAUGAAGAUGGAAACCUCUCAGAGGACAGCCUGCAUUCUGAUGGAAUGGACAACCAUAUAUCUGACUCUGUUACAAACCGCUCAGAAAAUGAGAUGUCUGACCUUGAUCCAGGACAUUUCUUAGACCAAGCCCAGGCACUUAUUUGUGAGCAAACCAUGAUGACCGAGGGAGAGAAGCCCAAACGCGAUGGCUCUCGAGGAAAAGGUUAUAAAUCAAUGUCCAUGCAUGCAGAAGGGAAACAACUAGCAGAAACACUGAAACAGGAACUAAACACUGCAAUGACCCAGGUGGUGGACACAGUGGUAAAGGUCUUUGCAAAAACCCCAUAUCCACUUCCUCAGGGCUUCCCAACUGUGCAGGCACCCUCCGACCGCUUUGUAAUGAAUCGCGAGAACCCACAUUUUCACACUGCUAACCAGCGUCUACAGUGUUUUGGUGAUGUCAUUAUUCCCAAUCCCCUCAAUUCGUUUAGCAACAUGCGAGUGCCCAACUCAAAUGACCAAACAGAAGCCCUGCCUCUAGUGGUGAGAAAGAACUCCACUGACCAGCCUGGAUCGCUACCCACACCUGCAAAUCACCACCCUGGUCUUCACCCAUCACCAUUAUCCUCAACUGUGGCCUUCAGUCCUCCAUCCUUCCGACAUCCUUUUCCUCUUCAUAUUAUGGGUUAUCCUUUCCAAAGCCCUCUAGGUGCCCCAAAUGGGCCUUAUCCAGGCAAGGACAGGUCUUCUCCCGAGUCUAUGGACCUGUCUAGAGAAACCACUAGCUUACGGACCAAGAUGUCAUCCAACCAUCUCAGCCUCCAUCGUUCUAUCUCGCCAACACAUCCAGGAAACCCUGAAGGCCUUUCAAUAUCUCUCAUCAAGUCUGAAUGUGGGGACCUCCAAGAUAUGUCUGAUAUCUCUCCAUAUUCAGGAAGUACAAUCCAAGAAGGCUUAUCUCCCAACCACUUGAAGAAGGCAAAGCUGAUGUUCUUCUACACACGCUAUCCCAGCUCCAACAUGCUGAAAAUGUUCUUCUCCGAUGUGAAGUUCAACCGCUGCAUCACCUCUCAGCUGAUCAAGUGGUUUAGCAACUUCCGUGAGUUCUACUACAUCCAGAUGGAGAAGUUUGCUCGGCAGGCCAUAAAUGAUGGUGUGACUGGUGCAGAUGAACUAACGGUCAGUCGAGACUGUGAGCUCUAUCGUGCUCUCAACAUGCACUAUAACAAGGCCAAUGACUUUGAGCAGGUUCCGGAACGAUUUCUGGAAGUGGCGCAGAUCACAUUACGGGAGUUUUUCAAUGCUAUUGUGGCAGGCAAAGAUGUUGAUCCUUCCUGGAAGAAGGCCAUAUACAAGGUCAUCUGCAAGCUGGACAGUGAGGUCCCAGAGAUUUUUAAAUCUCCCAACUGUCUGCAGGAGCUUCUGCAUGAGUAAAAACUGGUAUUGCCUAGUACUUAACAACUUCACUCUCCCCCAGAGAUUCAUUCAUUUCUGUAUGAAAAUUAAGGUAGCAUUUUUAAAUUUUUAAAUUCCAGCUACUUUGUUGGCUGUUUGUGCUUCUUUGUCUAAAACAAAUAAGUCUGAUAGUUUUGACUGCAUUAAUCUUAGUCAACUCCUUGCUCCUGUCUGUAUAAAGGGCGUUGCUAUAUUUACCACAAGAUGGUAAACUAAUAGAUGGUACCCAAGAAAUCCCUCCAAUUUUUUGGGCAUUUUGUUAAUAGUUUGUUUCAUGCCAGAAUGUUUGCAAUGUGUGAUUAAAUUUUUAGCUGUAUAGAUGUGAUUAUUAUUUAUGAAUAAUAUAAUUAUUACUAUUAAUGUUAUUAAUGCUUGCAAAAACACUUGUGGUAUUCUUGUUUCUCAUGGCAUUGCUGAAUAAAUUAUACUUUGAAUAAAAACGAUUAAGGGAGUAUAUUUUUAGGUUUAUCAUUCAACACUGCUAAAAUGUUAUUGCGUCUAAUUUGACAGUGUUGGGGCUAAACAAGGUGGCCUACUCAUAAGCAACACAACUAUUGGAUACCAGCAUCAGUCCAGUUGGGCACUUUUCCCUGAGAAUCCCCCAUUUGCCAGUAAAGGCAUUUUAUCCCAUGUACUCAGUAAAAUAAAAUAUGUAAACAGAUGCUCAUGCAUAGAUUAAUAGACUGAUAGAGAAACACAAGCUCACAAAAGUCAAACACAUUCUGAGGCUUAAACCAAGGGACUACUAAAUGUAAACCCGUAUAAACAUUUUUUUUAUUUAUGUAUUUUUUAUUUAAUAGAUCACUUUGUAAUCAACACCAGCAACUGUAAUAAUUUUGGCUUAUCAUUCAACAUUAUUACAGGCAUCUGUCAUUCAAAUAAGCAAGAAGACAUUUUUGAAAUAAUUUUGGAAUUGACACAGACAAUUUUCAGAAAUUGAGGCUGGGGUUUCCUUUGGACCGUUCCAAAAUUGACCAUUCAGGAAAAUAUGAUCUUCAAAUUUCGUGUGCAAUCAUCUCUAAAUCAAGGAAACGGAAAUUUGAAGCCAAUAAAAUCAAUUUGCUCUGGGAAUCAUAUGUAUUGGCAAAAUUAAUUUAAUUAACAAAAAUGCAGGUCCACACAAAUUGUCUGGGGGGAACAACAAACCUGGUGAUUGGGUGUAUGAGUGUAAAAAGUGAUGCUUAAUUCUUGUGCCAGACUGUCUGCUGCAAUAUGCACAAUUAAUCUAGAAACAUAAUAAAACCAUAAAAAGUCAAAGUUAAAAACUAAGAAAUACUACAUUUUUGUAGUAAUUGUGAUAUUUUUUCUAACAAUUCACAUAUGAUUUUCUAGUAGAUAAUAAAAUGCAUAUGUAAUAUGCAUUAGGCAGUACUAAAAAAUUUAAGAAAAUGUCAGUGAUUCAACUGUACUGACUAAAUGGAGGCUAUGACCAGACCACAUAAGUUGGUCUACACAAAGUCAUAAGCCUCCAUCUCCAAUCCCUGAAGGCCAUGGCUAAUCUUUCAGCACGAUUUACUGCUAAACUGUGCUACACUAGAGUCCCAGGACCGAGGUCACUUCAGUCAGGAUCAGGACCAACCGGGGAGACACCACAGAAACGUAACUAUGCUUUGACUUUAUGUGUAACUUGCAUGCGUCCUUCUUGAGUGUUGACAUGGUAGUUUAGCUAUAAUUAGUUUGUUAUGUAGAUCAACACUUUUGCCCACUUCACAUAAUAAGAUCCAAAUAACUGCCUACACUUUCUGUUUGUCUGUCAUUAAGCUUCAUUCCACUCAUUAUCCAAUUGUCAAUCAAUUAUUUUCACUACAUUUGUACAGAUAUUCCGUUGGCAUAUAUUUUGUACUAUAUUGAUGCAUACAAUUACUCUUCUUUUUAUUAAACUUUGUGCAUU
Messenger RNA from Ictalurus furcatus (blue catfish), 4484 nucleotides. RefSeq names its product prospero homeobox 1a (gene prox1a). NCBI's taxonomy places the organism in Eukaryota, Metazoa, Chordata, Actinopteri, Siluriformes, Ictaluridae. The transcript has 5 exons. The record is from RefSeq and is a predicted model, not a curated record. Gene Ontology annotation, biological process: regulation of transcription by RNA polymerase II. Gene Ontology annotation, molecular function: RNA polymerase II cis-regulatory region sequence-specific DNA binding; DNA-binding transcription factor activity, RNA polymerase II-specific. The coding region runs from base 356 to 2572 and encodes 738 amino acids. Gene Ontology annotation, cellular component: nucleus.